Messenger RNA from Symbiodinium necroappetens, 630 nucleotides. NCBI's taxonomy places the organism in Eukaryota, Dinophyceae, Suessiales, Symbiodiniaceae. The record is from the annotation of a GenBank genome assembly.
AUGUUCUCUACGUCCUAUGUUCACCGCUGCUUUUCGCUUCGGAGCACUUCACUUUCCCGCGCGGAACGCGUCUCCCAGUUGGAUGCAUGGCGUCUACGCGCCAGAACCGAAGAGUCGUCUCCUCUUCAACUCAUCGCUCCAUCGCCUCGCCGGGCAAUGCCAAAGCUUGUCUGGUUUCUCUGGAGCUACCUCCCGGCGCUGGCUUGGAAGGAGGUCUUGCUGCCAGAGCAUACUGUAGAGCUGGCGGGGGGAAAUGACGAUCCUCUGAAGACAUGGAUGGGUUCCCUAAAGUUCCGAGUGGAGUCCAACGAAACACAUGCAACAGUGGCCGGGGGAAUAAUGUCCUUCCAGUUUCAUGAUGUCUGGUGCUACGACAUAACCUUCGAGAAAAUCGAUACGCGCAAGAAGAGCCAGGGCACGGGAUUGCGCAUUGAGUUCUCUGGCGUGGGCUUGACCUGCAAGGGGAAGUGGAAAACCACAGGGUCACUGAGCUGGCUGGUCGUAGGAGAUGGAACCAUUACUGCCGAGAUAGAUACCACAAAGACCAACAAGGCUACGGCUCAGUUCUACCUGUACGGCAUCAACAGUCAGAACAGAUUUGACUAUGUCGAAACGGAUUACUGCUAUGCA